CACAAGGACAUGUCUCUCUCCCCCUUCCCCAUCGUCUCUCUCUCUCUUCGGCUAAAGAAAUUACCGGAAUCGAAAUCGAAAUCGAAAUCAAACGGAGAGUUUAAUCGUAUUUAAGACAAACCCUAAGUCCAUAACUAGCUGUAGGAGCUGAAGAAGAGGAAAAGGCGGAGAUUUGGCUUCACUUCGGGGCGCUUCCGUGGCAAUCUUAUCGGGAGAGGACUUGGAUACUGUAAGUCCGUCUUGGUUCUUCGGCUCUCGAUCCUCAGCUUGGUCUUUCUUGCUCUUAUUCCGUUGGAUCUUUGAGAAAUUUGGCUGCGUUGGGUCUCCGAGCGGCCGUGAGUCGGAGCGGAGGGGAGUAGCGUGGGUUUGGAUUUCGUUUGCAGUUUUGAGUACCGUCGUGUGGAUGUCUUCGGUGCCGGAUUCGGUGUUGCGGUUUCUCUUUUGAAGGAUUCGACCGGUUAAAGUGGAAAAAGAACGGUGUUAAGGGAAGGGGAGUGGAGAAAAGAUCGGAUUUUUGGGUCUUUUGGAGGUCUUUGGUUUCGGUUGCUACGGAAAGAUCCAUUCUUUUGGCAUGUUUGCUUGAUUCUUAUGGCAUUUUAAUCGAUACUGGUUAUUUCCUCUUUUGUUUGCUGCUGUUAUUCUGGAAAUGAAGAGGAAGCGAUUAGGGGGAUCGAGGUGAGAUUUCUUUGUUGGAUUCGAGAAAUUUGGUAAAUGGACUCUGUAAUAUGUGGUGGAACUGAAGACCUUGUCUCUGAUUUCGUUCUGACGGCUCCAAAAAUCCUCAUUCUCGCGGUGUUUGGAAGAAAAGGAUACUUUCCCCUGCUAUCAUUUUUGACCUGGGAUGUGGAAUCUGUAGAACUAUGUUGAUAUAAGCAGGCUUUCGAUUUGUCGGUGUCGCAUCGGCUUUUUCCUUCUGCUUUCCAAAAAUGGUGCCUUCAGGGUCUUCGACUCCCAUUGGCGGGGCUCAAUCAGUCACUCCUUCCCUUCUCCGGUCGAAUUCUGGGUUGCUUGGGGGAUCCCAGCCCGGGUUGAUUCCAUCACCGCCCCCUUUCUCGUCUCUGGUUUCGCCUCGUACCCAGUACAGCAACAGCGGCAGCUUGCUUGGAAACAUGUCCAAUGUUCCACCCCUCAACAAUUCAUAUGGAAAUGGAGGGCCUGUCGGUGGGCUUUCUGGAUCACCCAUGAAUCUCCAACAGCAUGGUAGCCUUGUUGGUGUUGCUGAUAUGGUCGGCUCUGCUGAGCCUAACCCUUUGUUGUUCACAUCUUCGUCGGGCCAAAGCCAGGGGCAACAACAGUGCUUCCAGAACCCCUCAAGCAGCCAACAUGGUCCAGAUCAACCACAGUCUCAAAUCGAUGCAAUGCAAAAUUUGCAGCAGCAGUUCUCUGUUCCUCAGAGUCAGCAGCUGCCGCUUCGGGGAGGAUUGGGUAGCGCAGGACGAUUGGGGCCGGUUAAGUUGGAGCCACAGAUGGGUCCCAGUGAUCAGAUUAGUCCGCCGCAGCAAUUGCAAACCUUACACAGCAUUGGUAUGGUGAAAGUGGAUCCACAGCAGUUACAGUCCUUCAGAAGCUUGGGUCCUGUAAAAAUGGAAAGCCACCAUUCAGACCCUUCAUUGUUUCUCCAGCAGCAGCAACAACAGCAACAGCAGCAGCAACAACAACAGAUUUUGCAGUUAUCAAGGCAGAAUUCUCAGGCUGCAGCUGCACAAAUGAGUCUCUUGCAACAGCAACGAAUGUUACAAUUUCAGCAGCAGCAGCAGCAACAGCAGAUUGUCAAAACCCUCCCUCAGCAACGAGGCCAGUUGCGGCAGCAGCAGCUUCUCCAACACAAUCUUCCAGUUAGACCUCCAAUGAGAUCUACAGUGUAUGAGCCAGGAAUGUGUGCUCGGAGGUUAACCCAGUAUAUGUACCAUCAGCAGCACCGACCACAGGAUAACAACAUAGAAUUUUGGAGAAAAUUUAUCGCCGAAUACUUUGCACCUAGUGCCAAGAAGAGGUGGUGUGUGUCUCUUUAUGGAAGUGGUCGUCAAACUACUGGUGUUCUCCCACAGGUAUGGUUAACUACCAAUCAGGAUGUGUGGCACUGUGAGAUAUGCAACCAUAAACCUGGACGUGGUUUUGAAACUACUGUUGAGGUUUUACCAAGGCUCUUCCAAAUUAAAUAUGCUAGCGGCACCUUAGAAGAACUUCUAUAUGUAGACAUGCCUCGCGAGUAUCAAAAUGCUUCUGGUCAAAUUGUCUUGGAUUAUGCUAAGGCAAUUCAGGAGAGUGUCUUCGAGCAAUUGCGAGUGGUGCGUGAUGGCCAGCUGCGAAUUGUUUUCAACCCUGAUUUAAAGAUUUCUUCUUGGGAAUUUUGUGCUAGGCGCCAUGAAGAGCUUAUUCCUCGAAGAGUUAUCAUUCCACAGGUUAGUCAACUUGGUGCUAUGGUGCAAAGGUAUCAGGCUGCUGCUCAAAAUGCAUCAUUACCCACACAAGAUUUGCAAAACACUUGUAAUUCGUUUGUAGCAUCAGCUCGCCAAUUGGCCAAAGCUUUGGAAGUUCCAUUGGUGAACGAUUUAGGAUAUACAAAAAGAUAUGUUCGUUGCCUUCAGAUAUCUGAAGUGGUUAACAGUAUGAAGGAUUUGAUUGAUUAUAGCAAAGAAACUAGAUCUGGACCUAUAGAUAGCCUGAAUAACUUCCCUCGAAGGACUUCUUGUUCGUCAGGUCUUCAAACUCAGCAACCCCAACAGCCUGAGCAACAGCAACCCAUCACCCAGAAUCCGAACCAUAAUGAUCAGAACUCUGCUCAUGCCACCGGCAUACAGCUUUCUGCUGGCAGCAGUAAUGUUGUGAGUAUCAAUAACUCCCUUAAUGCUGCUUCAUCUACCUCUACAUCUGCAGCAACCAUUAUUGGUCUCCUCCACCAAAAUUCUAUAAAUACCAGGCAAGAAAACCAGAUGAACACAGUAAACAGUCCUUAUGGUGGUGGGAAUGCUGUUCAGAUUCCAUCCGCCAGUUCAUCCAAUACAUUAGCUCCAUCACAACCCAAUCCUCCUUCCCCUUUUUCUUCUUUGGCACCUGCUUCCAAUAACAAUCCGACGACAACCUCUCAUAAUGCUGCUCAUCUGAGCUCCAUAAAUUCACCUGCAAGCUUGUCUACAAUGCAACAGCCUGCAUCACAGGUUCAUGAGACUGAUCCAAAUGAUUCACAAAGCUCUGUCCACCAAAUUCUGCAUGAGCUGAUGAUGUCCUCGCAGCUAAAUGGUGUCAAUUCCUUGGGGAAUGACAUGAAGCCAAUUAAUGGGAUAACGCCUGCAUUGAGUGUGGAGAACUGCUUAGUUGGACACGGUUUAUCCAACAACUCGGCUAUCAGUGGCGCGGGCUUUUCAGGCAUGGGUGGGAUUGGUCUGUCUGCUGCUGCUAGUGGGAUGCGGCCAGGAGGGACUAAUAAUGUUAUGGCUAUGAAUGGGAGGGUCGGAGCGAGUCACCUUUCCCAAGAUCCCACAGCUACUAGCCAUCAACAGCAAGAUAUUGGAAAUCGACUAUUGGAAAGAAUAGGAGCAGUUAACAGCUUCAAUAAUCUUCAAUUUGAUUGGAAGUCCUUUCCUUAAAAAUGAAGCGGAGGUAUUUACCGAAUCAAAUUUUUACUUAAAACAGAGCUGUGGCUUGAGCUACGAUGGUAAAUAGCCCUCGGACUGCACAUCGCCAAACAUCGCAGCUCCUGUCCCACCCUUUCGGAAGCCUCUCCCGAGCUAAUUACCCCGAAGGAUAACACAUACUAGCUUAUUUUCUAGUUCUUGUUUCGUUUUCAUGUCUUCUAACUGUUUUUUUGUAAUGCUGCUUGUGUAUUAUGCUCCCGGGGCACAUUUCUGCCAACGCUUACGGUGUCGAUGGGAAAAUCGGUGUAUGUAUGGAGGAGGGAAGGGUCAUGGUACUACUGCUUGUAGCAUUUCUCAAUUUUAAAGAUGGUAUAGAAGAUGCUUUUGAUAUGGAGAGUGAUGUGUCUUCUUCUCAUCUGGAUCUUGUAAAGAACUGUAAGGGCACACUGCUGUCUUCUUUUGUUGACUUUUUCCAUGUUGUGAAUGAUGAAAGGUGGAAUUUGCAAGAUUCA
This is a messenger RNA of Musa acuminata subsp. malaccensis (wild Malaysian banana), 4087 nucleotides long. RefSeq names its product transcriptional corepressor SEUSS. Gene Ontology annotation, biological process: positive regulation of transcription by RNA polymerase II; negative regulation of transcription by RNA polymerase II. The record is from RefSeq and is a predicted model, not a curated record. Gene Ontology annotation, cellular component: transcription regulator complex; nucleus. Lineage: Eukaryota; Viridiplantae; Streptophyta; Magnoliopsida; Zingiberales; Musaceae.